GACGUCAGCACGCAAAGCCCCCAAACCCAGACCGAAGCUGUAAACAAUAAAACCCAACCCCGUCCAUCAUCCAUGCGCUAAAUAUGCGUUUAUCCGCGAUGACGGCCGUGUUCGCGGUGCUGCUGUGCCUCCUGUGCUCCCUCAGGUCCGCUCGAGGUUACUAUGGGAACCCCUUGAGCAAGUACAUCCGUCACUACGAGGGUCUGUCGUACGACACGGAUCUGCUUCACGGUCAGCAUCAGAGAGCCAAGAGAGCGCUGUCUCCUCAGGAGCGGGAGCUGAAGCUGGAGUUCCACGCUCACGGCCGACAUUUCAACCUGAGGAUGAAGCGAGACGCCAGGCUGUUUUCAGACGACUUCAAGCUGGAGAUGUCUGGACAGGAGCUGGACUACGACACCUCACACAUCUACACCGGAGAGAUAUACGGUGAACAGGGCUCUCUGACGCACGGCUCGGUCGUGGACGGGAAGUUCGAGGGCUUCAUUCAGACCCAUCGAGGGACGUUUUACGUGGAGCCGGUGGAGAGAUACCUGGAGGAUAAGAACGUCCCGUUCCACUCCGUCAUCUACCACGAGGACGACAUCCAUUAUCCUCACAAAUACGGCCCCGAAGGCGGCUGCGCAGACUCCUCUGUGUUCGAGCGGAUGAAGAGAUACCAGGCGUCUGCGCUGGAGGAACAGGACAAGGAGGAGAGCCUGGAGAAUCAGGUCUUACUGAGGAAGAGGAGGAUGACGCAGGUGGAGAAGAACACGUGCCAGCUCUUCAUCCAGACAGAUCACCUCUUCUACAAAUACUACAAGACCAGAGAGGCGGUCAUCGCUCAGAUCUCCAGUCACGUCAAGGCCAUCGAUGCCAUCUAUCAGGGCACAGACUUCAUGGGCAUCAGGAACAUCAGCUUCAUGGUGAAGAGGAUACGGAUAAACACCACCAGCGACGAGCGCGACCGCUCCAACCCCUUCCGCUUCGCUAACAUCGGCGUGGAGAAGUUUCUGGAGCUGAACUCGGAGCAGAAUCACGACGAUUACUGCCUGGCGUACGUCUUCACGGACCGGGACUUCGACGACGGCGUGCUGGGUCUGGCCUGGGUCGGCGCUCCGGCCGGGAGCUCUGGAGGAAUCUGUGAGAAGAAUAAGCUGUAUUCCGAUGGCAAGAAGAAGUCUCUGAACACCGGGAUCAUCACGGUGCAGAACUACGCCUCGCACGUGCCUCCCAAAGUCUCUCACAUCACCUUCGCUCACGAGGUCGGACACAACUUCGGCUCCCCGCAUGACUCGGGGUCAGAGUGCACUCCGGGUGAGUCCAAGAGCCAGGAUAAGAAGGAGCGAGGGAACUACAUCAUGUACGCUCGAGCCACGUCUGGAGACAAGCUGAACAACAACAAGUUCUCCGUCUGCAGCGUCAAGAACAUCAGCCAGGUGCUGGAGAAGAAGAGAGGCAGCUGCUUCGUGGAGUCCGGGCAGCCCAUCUGUGGGAACGGUCUGGUGGAGCCGGGUGAGGAGUGUGACUGUGGAUACAGUGAUCAGUGUAAAGACGACUGCUGCUAUGACGCUAAUCAGCCAGACAACAGGAAGUGCAAGCUCAAGCCCAACAAAGUGUGCAGUCCGAGUCAGGGCCCCUGCUGCACAGGCCAGUGCUCCUACAAGGGCCGGAACGAGAAGUGUCGUGAGGAGUCGGAGUGUGCUCAUCAGGGCAUGUGUAACGGCGCCUCGGCCCAGUGCCCUACAUCUGAGCCCAAAGCUAACUUCACCGCCUGCCACGGAGACACCCAGGUCUGCCUGAACGGGGGCUGCUCCGGCUCUAUCUGUGAGAAGUACGGGCUGGAGGUCUGCACCUGCGCUAGCAUGGACGGCAAAGACGAGACCGAGCUCUGCCACGUCUGCUGCAUGGAGAAAAUGAACCCUAGCACCUGCAGCAGCACCGGCUCGGAGCGUCUCGCCCGCUUCUUCAAUAAGAAGGUCACCACUCUUCAGGCCGGCUCGCCCUGCAACGACUUCAAGGGCUACUGCGACGUCUUCAUGAAGUGCCGUCUGGUGGACGCUGAUGGUCCUCUGGCGCGCUUAAAGAAGGCCAUCUUCAACCCGGAGCUGUAUGAGAACAUCGCUGAGUGGAUCGUGGCUCACUGGUGGGCGGUCCUGCUGAUGGGGAUCGCUCUCAUCAUGCUGAUGGCUGGCUUCAUUAAGAUCUGCAGCGUUCACACACCCAGCAGCAACCCCAAACUUCCUCCUCCUAAACCUCUGCCAGGUACUCUAAAGAGACGACGAGCCCAGCAGCAGCACCAGCACCAGAACCAGCACCAGAACCAGCACCAGCACGCUCACGCUCACCAGAACCAGCACCAGCGGCCCGCUCCACGCCAGGCCCAGCGCCAGCGCCAGCCCCGGGAGAACUACCAGAUGGGUCAGAUGAGACGCUGAGAGCACCGGUCCACAACGCUUCCUCAGACUGCCCUCCUCUCCGUCCUCGCGUCAUUUCUCUCUGUUUUACCCUCGAGUGCCAAGGUUUACCGGGGUAUUUGUAGAUAGAGCUUCUCCUGUCGUCCCUCUUGAACUCCUCUCAAGACUCCUGGUUUGAUAUCAAACAUCUUUUUAAGGAUUCGUGCGGAGCUUCAGCACGGAAAAGGACUUUUAUUUUGUAAGAGCCGAAACGUUUCGCCUUCCCUUUUCCGCAGACGCGCGGCUGUAUAGAGAAACGAUAUUAGCUGUAUUAUAUGUGAGAACAGAUUAUUUCUUCUACUGUCGAUAAGAGAUUUACAGUUACAGUUUUGUUGACAACACUCAGGACUCAAAAACGCUAACGAAGGAGGCGGCUCCGCGUCGGCCCGCCGUUUACAUGCUUCAUUCGGUGUGCGUUCGUCUUUCUUUGUAUAUAGCUCCACACCUCUAUGGCAAGCCUGCUCCACAUUUAAUCUUCUUCGGCGUCUUUAGAUACUACGAUCUUUUAAAGGUACUAAUUCUUAUAAGAUACUAGUACUUAUUCAUUAGCUGUUAGUGCUUAUUCUUUAGGUACUCUGUAUAUUAUUACUUAUUAUAGUAUUUAUUAGAUACUGGUACGUAUUUCAGCUGUGACUAGUGAGGGUCAAAAACUUUUGCCACUUCUGUGAGGAUAAGAUAUUAAGUUCUGAUUAGUAUGCAUCCAUUAUGUGAGUGAUGUUUUUAAGUAAUACUAGUAAGCAUGCAGCAGAUGCUAACAAAUACUUGGUUAUUUGUUAGUCACUAGUUUUAGGUGCUUAUUUUUUAGACACGUCUUUUGUAGUUGUUGCUAGUAACGGUUCUUGGAUUAAUAGUCACUUUUUCUUUUCUUUCUUUUUUACGCAUUUCCAUAUAUAUCUUUUUUUGUAAGCAGUCAGAAUGGCCACUGUAGAGCUCUAUUAAAAAUCCUGCCAGUAGCAUUUGGAAUACGUACUAGUAUGUAAUAAGCGUGUACUAGUAUCUAAUGAGUAAACACUAGUAUCGAAUGAAAAGGAAGUAUUAUUGUUUAAAGAGGUAGUACUAGCAGUAUGGGAGCGGAUGGAUUGAAUGUUAAAGCGGCUUGCCAUACUCACUUUCACCACACUCCACUAAAGAGGAACGCGUGCAUGAAGAGCAGACUUGAGUUUAAUGUGUGUUUAACAGAACGCUCCUGAAGAAACCAAUCACUUCAGAAGACUGCAGACACCGAGCAUCAUGGGAAAGAUUCUUGCGGUACUAACAGUCACAUUAACACGUUUAGUUUACAGACUCUGACAGAAACACAGCAUCAUCUUCAUCGCCGUGGAGACGGACUGGUCUCUCCGUGAACUCUGUACAGUAACUGGAGGAUUUCUGUUGGUUUUGAUACUGUUCUUUUGUUUUAGCGUUUGUGAGUCCAGACCGAGCGCACCGUACUGCCAUCUGAGGAACAAACCCGGCUCUGUGGUUCUGCGGUGGUCUGGAUCAGAGAAUAUUUGCCUGUAUUUGACUUUUUUUUUCAUUUUUACGUAGUCUUGGUGAAAUUUCAUAGAGGAAAAGUGCACUGAAAAAAAAAAAAAGUCUUAAUCGAGUCCAGAUGUCGUAGGUGAAAAUAGGCCGAACACUAAAAUUGAGAAACGAAUGAAAAAUCUGAACAAACACGGAAAAAAAAGAUUAAUACUGCUGUCUGUUAAUGUUCACUGUGUUUUAUACAGUACCUAAAUUUUUGUUCACUUUGAACAUUUUUACGUAACAUUUCAGAACGUAUUGUGCAAAAGAGAUGUAAUUUUUUUGGAGUACUUGAACUGCAUUAAUAAACAGACUGGGUUGAA
Molecule: messenger RNA, 4258 nt
Organism: Puntigrus tetrazona (Sumatra barb)
Lineage: Eukaryota; Metazoa; Chordata; Actinopteri; Cypriniformes; Cyprinidae
Product: disintegrin and metalloproteinase domain-containing protein 10-like
Exons: 16
Coding region: 84-2414 (776 amino acids)
Biological process (GO): Notch signaling pathway; membrane protein ectodomain proteolysis
Cellular component (GO): plasma membrane; synaptic membrane
Molecular function (GO): metalloendopeptidase activity involved in amyloid precursor protein catabolic process
Source: RefSeq, a predicted model, not a curated record